CCUGUGCUUAGAUUAUAGCGCUUGAUUCAUUCUUGUACCUGUUUGCCUGAAGUGAGUGCGACAUUAGCUUUUUGUGCUCAAAACAAUAUGCUGUUUAGGUUUUUCCCCCUGUUCUUUUUGUGUGAGAGCACAGUGACAGUGCUGACAAAUAAGUCACAAGGGCUAACUACAGUAGCUGCGGAAGAUAAGCUAUCACCUCUGCAGCUGGUGGCCACACCAGACUACCCAGUUGCAGCAGGUCAAGAAGUCCACCUCCACUGCAGUGCUUUCAACAUGCCAAUUGUCACUUGGUCUUGGCAACACCUGGAAAAUCAGACCUGGCUAGAAGUGGGCAUCGGUACAGAUCUGACACUCACCAAGCCAGAGCAGAGUGGGCUUUACCACUGCAGUGCAGAGACCAAGUCUCUUCAGAAGAGUGUGAGCCCUAACCACACAGUCUAUAUCGUCUCCAUGCCUGCAGCGACAGCUGGUGAGAAUUUAGGAAUAGCUGCCUUCACUAUCUCUCUCCUGGCCUUGAUCAUCAACCUUGCUAUUCUUUUUUGGCUAUGCUGGCAAAGACUUGGUGACCCCUUGGUGACCACCUCCAGCACUGCAGCUAAAGGUAUUCCCGGACCUGAAAAUUUGCCAAAGGGAGGUUUGCCACAGGCUGACAGUGAUCGAGAUGUGUACAUGAAUUACACAAACACCAACCGAGCCUACACUGAUCUGGGCUCCACCCAUAAGAAUGAAGAUAAUGUGUACUCAGUUCUGUCAUGAACAUCUGUAGAAUGACAAAGAGGAAAAAUGACAAAAUGAGCAUUUGGUCCAACCACAGACUAAAAUUUGGUAAUUUCUGCAUUUAGAGCCCAGCAUUAAUAAACCUGAUGGAUGAGGAUUUCCAUAAACAGUU
Molecule: messenger RNA, 889 nt
Organism: Micropterus salmoides (largemouth bass)
Lineage: Eukaryota; Metazoa; Chordata; Actinopteri; Centrarchiformes; Centrarchidae
Exons: 6
Coding region: 88-756 (222 amino acids)
Source: RefSeq, a predicted model, not a curated record